AUGUCAGCGGGUUCAACGAACACAUCCACACAACCUGAACAAAAGGAUCUAGAUCAGGAAAAUGUUACAGCAGGCGUAGCCGAGCUUAGUGUGAAGCCUAAGAAGAAACAACGAAAGGAACAAACUGAGGAGGAGUUUGAAGCACAAAAGGCACAAUUUGCCGCCACAGGGCCCCAGAUAAAUACACAAGACUGGCUUUUUGACCAGGCCCUUCUAGACAAGCUAGACAAUCUGAAAAAGACCGACAGGGUCCACAUGCUCCAUGCUUGUGAAAGAGCGUACUACCUCAGGGACUAUUCGAAGUGCAUGGAGCUCAUAGGCCAAGCCGAGAAGCUUUUCGGUGUGGAGCUUGAGGAUUCAUCAAAGAACGAAGAUAUCAAACUGGACUUCGCUGAUGCUGGCAAGAAGACCAAAAAGUCACUGAAGGUGGAGCGCCACGUCGUCGACCUUUUGCAUAUCAAGGAGGCUUGUCGAAGGAAGCAACAAGAAGCUUCAAAAUAG
Molecule: messenger RNA, 501 nt
Organism: Candidozyma duobushaemuli
Lineage: Eukaryota; Fungi; Ascomycota; Pichiomycetes; Serinales; Metschnikowiaceae
Exons: 1
Coding region: 1-501 (166 amino acids)
Source: RefSeq, a predicted model, not a curated record